Molecule: messenger RNA, 2415 nt
Organism: Rangifer tarandus platyrhynchus (Svalbard reindeer)
Lineage: Eukaryota; Metazoa; Chordata; Mammalia; Artiodactyla; Cervidae
Source: the annotation of a GenBank genome assembly
AUGGGUACCCUGGGCAAAGCGAGAGAAGCUCCACGGAAACCAUCUCAUGGUUGCAGAGCAGCCCCUAAAGCCAGACUAGAGGCGAAGCCCGCCAGCAGCCCCCUCCCCUCCCACCCCAGCCUGGCCCACAUCACCCAGUUCCGGAUGAUGGUGCCUCUGGGACAUUUCGCCAAAGGAGCCAGCCUGGACGAUCUCAUCGACAGCUGUGUUCAGUCUUUCGAUGCAGACGGAAACCUGUGUCGAAGUAACCAGCUGUUGCAAGUCAUGCUGACCAUGCACCGAAUUCUCAUUUCCUCUGCUGAACUGCUCCAAAAAGUUAUCACUCUAUAUCCUUUAGCACAGUGCCUGGCGGCAGAUGCCUUGGCAAAGAAUUCACCAGGGCUUUGCCUGAAGAUCUGCUAUUUUGUAAGGUACUGGAUAACAGAAUUCUGGAUCAUGUUUAAGAUGGAUACCAGCUUGGCAAGCACCAUGGAGGAGUUUCAGGAACUGGUGAAAGCAAACGGCGAGGACCUCCACCGCCGCCUGAUUGACACAACACAAAUCAAUGCCCGUGACUGGUCCAGGAAACUGACUCAACGGAUAAAAUCGAACACCAGCAAGAAGCGGAAAGUCUCCCUGCUCUUUGACCAUCUGGAGCCAGAAGAACUGUCUGAGCACCUCACUUACCUGGAGUUCAAGUCCUUCCGGAGGAUAUCGUUCUCUGAUUAUCAGAAUUACCUUGUGAAUAGUUGCGUGAAGGAGAACCCCACCAUGGAGCGGUCCAUUGCUCUGUGCAACGGCAUCUCCCAGUGGGUACAGCUGAUGGUUCUCAGCCGCCCCACCCCCCAGCUCCGAGCUGAAGUCUUCAUCAAGUUCAUCCAGGUGGCUCAGAAGCUCCAUCAGCUGCAGAACUUCAAUACGUUGAUGGCGGUGAUUGGAGGGCUAUGUCACAGCUCUAUUUCCAGGCUCAAGGAGACAAGUUCACAUGUUCCGCAUGAAAUCAAUAAGGUUCUAGGUGAGAUGACUGAGCUGCUGUCCUCCUGCAGAAACUAUGACAACUACCGGCGUGCUUAUGGGGAGUGCACCGACUUCAAGAUCCCCAUCCUGGGGGUGCACCUCAAGGACCUCAUCUCCCUGUACGAAGCCAUGCCCGACUACCUGGAGGAGGGGAAGGUCAACGUCCCCAAGCUGCUGGCCCUGUACAGUCACAUCAAUGAGUUAGUCCAGCUGCAGGAGGUGGCCCCACCCCUGGAGGCCAACAAGGACCUGGUGCAUCUGCUGACGUUAUCCCUAGAUCUCUACUACACUGAAGAUGAAAUCUAUGAACUUUCCUAUGCCCGGGAACCCAGGAAUCACAAAGCCCCACCACUAACACCUUCAAAGCCACCAGUAGUAGUGGACUGGGCCUCUGGAGUAUCUCCCAAACCUGAUCCAAAGACCAUAAGCAAACACGUCCAGAGGAUGGUGGAUUCUGUCUUCAAGAACUAUGAUCAUGACCAGGAUGGAUACAUUUCCCAGGAAGAAUUUGAAAAGAUUGCUGCAAGUUUUCCAUUUUCCUUCUGUGUGAUGGACAAAGACAGGGAAGGCCUCAUCAGCAGAGACGAGAUCACAGCCUACUUCAUGAGGGCCAGCUCCAUCUACUCCAAGUUGGGCCUGGGUUUUCCUCACAACUUCCAAGAGACCACCUACCUGAAGCCCACUUUCUGUGACAACUGUGCUGGAUUUCUCUGGGGAGUGAUCAAACAAGGGUAUCGGUGUAAAGACUGUGGGAUGAACUGCCACAAACAAUGCAAAGACCUGGUUGUGUUCGAGUGCAAGAAGCAAGCCAAGAACUCAACAGCUCCCUCAGAGAUCAGCACUUCUGUGGGGCCAGCGUCCAACCUUUGCUCCCUGGGAGCUAAGGAUCUGCUCCACGCACCUGAGGAAGGACCUUUCACAUUCUCUAACGGGGAGGCUGUGGAACACAGUGAGGAGAGUAAGGAUCGGACCAUCAUGCUCAUGGGGGUAUCCUCACAGAAAAUUUCUGUUCGGCUGAAGAGGACUGUCGCCCACAAGGCCACCCAGACUGAAGCACUGUCUUGGCUUGGCAGUGAAGGCCCUUCCAGUCACUUUGUGCUGUCAUCCCCACGGAAGACAGCCCAGGAUACUCUGUAUGUGCUGCCCAGCCCUACGUCUCCAUGCCCCAGCCCAGUCUUGGUCAGGAAGCGGGCUUUCGUCAAGUGGGAGAACAAGGAAUCCUUCAUAAAAUCAAAGGAGGAGCUCCGUCACCUCAGGCUCCCAACAUACCAAGAGCUGGAACAGGAAAUAAAUACCCUGAAAGCAGAUAAUAAUGCUCUAAAGACCCAACUGAAAUAUGCACAGAAGAAGAUAGAAACCCUCCAACUUGCAAGAAACAAUCAUGUCUUGGCUCAGAUGGAGCAGGGUGACUGUUCUUAG